AUGGCAUAUAAUAGGAAGAACAAUCUCUUGCUUGGCAACCUCGUGACCAAUGAGCUGCAUGAACUACCAGACCAUUGCAUCCAGCGUCCGAAAGACAGUGUUGUGAAUGAUGCACGUCUCUUCAUGAGCGUCACUGCUGUACAAUGGUUUGAAGACACUUUAUACACCGCCAGUUACGACCACACUGUCAAGCUCUGGGAUACCGCAAGAGGAAGACCUGCAUGUUACAGGAACUUGAAGCAUGACUCCAAAGUGGUUGUUAUGGCACGCUCAAAUUUUACCGAGAAUCUACUGGCUACCGGAACGCAUACCAUUGGUUACUGGGACACGGACCAAGCUCAUUAUACAGCGCUUGAAUUGCCACGGCCGAGAUCAAGAAAAGCAGUGGACAUUAAAUUGGUACCAACAUCAAUAGCAUGGGGUUCUACCUACGCAAUAAAAGAUUAUCUGCUUGCAGGUAUGUCUGAGAGAGAAGACGGGGUGGCUCAACAUGGACUUCUCGCUGCCUACCGUGUCCGGGAAUCAUCGAUCAUCCCUGAAUCUUUCUCUCCAAGCUCACAGAAUGUCUUUGAUAUUACUUGGCAUCCUGUGUUACCCAUGUUUGCAAUAGCUUGCACUGCUGGUCAGCAAGCUUGUCGCGGUACACAAUCAACUGUGAAUCUCUAUGAGCCACUAAGCCGCAAGACUCGUGUCAUGGAAUUGGAGUGUCCAGCUCUAGACAUGAAUGAAGUAUUAUUCUGUCCAUGGAACACCAACUAUAUUUCCGCUAGCUGUACGGACGGAAUUACUUAUGUUUGGGAUAGGCGGAAUCCUGAUGAAAUCCUCCACCGACUAAGGCACGGAGAUCCUUUAAACCAACUUGACGAGGAACUUGACAGGGAGCUGGCAGACACUGGCGUCAGCAUGCAGUUAUGGGGCACGGCAUCUGAUCAUUUCUACACAGGUGCUUCAGAUGGCAUGGUCAAGAAAUGGAAUAUUCUUCGUGCCCCUGAAGAUGUGCAUGUGGAAGAUGUCGCUUGUCUCGAGGAAGGGAUAAUGUGUGGCGCAACUUCACCCGACCGAACGAAUCUACUGGUCGGAGAUGUCUCUGGUGGGGUGCAUCUCCUCUCUAACAGCCCCUUUAUGCCUGACCAGUCUGCGACUUUCACAUUCAGAGAAGGCCCCAAUACCAUGGAUGAGUCCGAUUCCGAUUCCGGGGUGAAAGCGGCACGAGAAUUAAUGGCAUCAGGGCAGAUAGAACGGCAUCCUCUAUAUGGACCGGGCAAGGGGCCUUGUUAUAAAGGCCCAUUUGCUGUAUGGGCUCGACCCGCUGGAACACAGUCAGAACAAAUUGCAGUUACUGGGCUCGAGCCAAGAUAUGAGAUACGACAACUAGGUGGCAUGGCGCCUAAACACAGGAAAGGCCUGACAGCUACAGCGCGCAAGGAGGUUGAGGGACACAUCCUACUUGCUCAAAUACGGAAUAAAAAGCGUAGCGGGAACAAGAGGCGGAAUCCUGGAACAAUUGUCAAAACAGACGGCAAUUUUAUUGAUCUAUGCAAUGAGCCUGAUGAAGAGCACAAUCCUGCCCGUAAGACUCCAUCAAAGCGCAAACAUAUGAGGCCAGGAAUGGGUAUCCCUAUUAUCAGCAAAAUUGAGCCUGGAGUUAUAGAUCUUACUGGUGACUCAGAUACUGAGUGUUCCGCAAGUCUAUCAAGCUCUGUGACAUACCACGGAAAACCUCAUGUGCUGGAAGAUGAGGCGAGCAGUUCAGAAGAUGACUUCUGGUUCCCGGACAGUGGUACCAUAGACCCGAACUUUGCCGAGUGA
This is a messenger RNA of Aspergillus mulundensis, 1809 nucleotides long. RefSeq names its product WD repeat protein. Gene Ontology annotation, cellular component: TORC1 complex; TORC2 complex. Gene Ontology annotation, molecular function: protein binding. The record is from RefSeq and is a predicted model, not a curated record. Gene Ontology annotation, biological process: regulation of actin cytoskeleton organization; TOR signaling. Bases 1 to 1809 code for a protein of 602 amino acids. The transcript has a single exon. Lineage: Eukaryota; Fungi; Ascomycota; Eurotiomycetes; Eurotiales; Aspergillaceae.